AUGCGAUUCAGCCUGGUGCCGAAUGAAAGAUCUGUACAUAAUCAUCAUCUGAAGAACAACAAUUCUGCCUUGGCCGAUGACGCCGUGGUUCUCCAGCUCCCCCCGGCUUCUCCACCAAGCUUGGUUGAUGGCUCCUCUGCAACUCUCCAUCAUCAGCUACCACCCACCAGCACCCGAUAG
Molecule: messenger RNA, 180 nt
Organism: Aspergillus fumigatus Af293
Lineage: Eukaryota; Fungi; Ascomycota; Eurotiomycetes; Eurotiales; Aspergillaceae
Exons: 3
Coding region: 1-180 (59 amino acids)
Source: RefSeq, a predicted model, not a curated record